This is a messenger RNA of Drosophila virilis, 3412 nucleotides long. It is a transcript of the gene dbo, whose product is annotated as Kelch-like protein diablo. The record is from RefSeq and is a predicted model, not a curated record. Lineage: Eukaryota; Metazoa; Arthropoda; Insecta; Diptera; Drosophilidae. Gene Ontology annotation, molecular function: protein binding.
ACGAUAGUUGACAGCUCUAAAAAGGCCAGCCUCUAUCUAUCUCAACGAGAAGCUUCUGAUGAAAAUAUUGUGAAAAUUUGUGUUUAUUGUGCAAAAAUACGUUCAAAUGCAUUAUUAAAUAAUGCAAGUUGUGCUAAUGCUAUGCCCACUACUGGCAGCCAAUUGUAAACUGACGCGCACACUUUAUCUAAACGUCAUAAAAUUUUUGUUUUUUUGAUUGUUCGAUUUUUCACAAAGCACAAAAAUCUGUGCGAGUGCAAAAUCUGGUCAUAUGCAACUGCAACUUGAAAACGAGCAAAUCCAAUCUUAAGCACAAAUGUCGCAUUAAGCAAGCACCAAAAUUGCAUUUUCGAACAUUUCCGCCUGCACCUGGUUUCCGUGGACGUGCUUUGGAUCCGUGGAUAACAGAGACGCAAAGAUAGACGCCGUGUGGGGUUGGGCUUCCGCCCCGCUGCGCUUAGCGGCGAACAGAAUGGGCGAUCCUUUACUGCCUGGCUCCACCGGCCUUGGCAGCGGCCCUGCUGCCGCAGCCACAGGUGGCUCGGGCACAACAGGAACUGGCCUGGGCAGCGGUGGCACCAGCGGUGCCGAACGCCCGCCCUCGCCGGCUCGACUCACCCACACAUCGGAGAAGCAUCCAAAAGUGACGCUUACCGAGCUAAACAUGCUGCGACGGCAUCGGGAGCUCUGUGACGUGGUACUCAAUGUGGGCGGACGCAAGAUCUUUGCCCAUCGCGUCAUCUUAAGCGCAUGCAGCUCAUAUUUUUGUGCCAUGUUCACUGGCGAGCUGGAGGAGUCGCGCCAAACAGAGGUCACCAUUCGCGACAUUGAUGAGAAUGCAAUGGAGCUGCUAAUUGAUUUUUGCUACACCGCCCACAUUAUUGUGGAGGAGUCCAAUGUCCAAACGCUGCUACCAGCCGCCUGCCUCCUGCAGCUCGUCGAAAUACAGGACAUAUGCUGUGAGUUUCUCAAGCGUCAACUCGAUCCGACCAACUGCCUGGGCAUACGCGCCUUCGCCGACACUCACUCCUGCCGCGAGCUACUGCGCAUUGCUGACAAAUUUACGCAACACAACUUCCAAGAGGUAAUGGAGAGCGAGGAGUUUCUGCUCUUGCCCGUCGGCCAAUUGGUGGAUAUCAUUUGCAGCGAUGAGCUCAACGUUCGCAGCGAGGAGCAGGUCUUUAAUGCAGUCAUGUCCUGGCUGAAGUACAAUGUCGCUGAGCGGCGACAGCAUUUGGCACAGGUGCUACAGCAUGUGCGUUUGCCGCUGCUUUCGCCCAAGUUCCUGGUGGGCACUGUGGGCUCUGAUCUCCUGGUACGCUCGGACGAAGCCUGCCGUGAUCUGGUCGAUGAGGCCAAAAAUUACCUGCUACUGCCGCAGGAGCGACCACUGAUGCAGGGCCCGCGUACCCGUCCACGCAAGCCCACGCGGCGCGGAGAGGUGCUUUUUGCGGUGGGCGGAUGGUGCUCGGGCGAUGCCAUUGCAUCUGUUGAACGUUUCGAUCCCCAGACCAAUGAUUGGAAAAUGGUUGCGCCUAUGAGCAAACGACGAUGCGGCGUCGGCGUUGCCGUUCUCAAUGAUCUGCUCUAUGCUGUUGGUGGACACGAUGGUCAGAGCUAUUUGAAUAGCAUAGAGCGCUAUGAUCCGCAGACUAAUCAAUGGUCCUGCGAUGUGGCGCCAACCACAUCGUGCCGCACAAGCGUCGGUGUAGCCGUACUGGAUGGCUUUCUGUAUGCGGUGGGCGGUCAGGAUGGCGUUCAAUGUUUGAAUCAUGUCGAACGCUACGAUCCAAAGGAGAACAAAUGGUCCAAGGUGGCUCCAAUGACCACACGCCGUCUGGGAGUCGCUGUUGCCGUCCUGAGCGGCCAUCUGUAUGCCAUAGGCGGCUCCGAUGGCCAAUGCCCGCUCAACACUGUAGAACGCUAUGAUCCCAGGCAAAACAAAUGGGUGGCAGUCAAUCCUAUGUCCACACGUCGUAAACAUCUUGGCUGCGCUGUAUUUAAUAACUAUAUUUAUGCCGUUGGCGGUCGGGAUGAUUGCAUGGAACUCUCGUCUGCUGAGCGCUACAAUCCAUUAACCAACACCUGGAGCCCAAUUGUGGCCAUGACCUCGCGGCGCAGCGGCGUCGGCCUAGCCGUAGUCAAUGGCCAACUGUAUGCUGUGGGCGGCUUCGAUGGCUCCGCUUAUUUGAAAACCAUUGAGGUGUAUGAUCCAGAGACGAAUCAAUGGCGCCUGUGCGGCUGUAUGAACUAUCGUCGUCUGGGCGGCGGCGUUGGCGUUAUGCGUGCACCCCAGACUGAGAAUUAUAUGUGGUGCGAUAAUAGUUUUCUACUGCAUGAUCGAUAAAGCGAUACCCUCAUAACUACAUAAUUAUAUUUCUUUUUGUAUUCAUCUUGUACUUUUAAACACACAUGUAUGCUAACACACAAACGAACAAUCGCAGGAUACGGAAGGAUUCUGUCGUCUGAUGGGAGCCGAAGCCGACGUCAGCUUUGCCGUCGCAAACGCUGCCGCCGCCGCAUUUCUACUGAAACUAAAACAACAACAACAAACAGACCGACAGAUAACUGCAACAAAUCGAAGCCAAAUUUUUCCAGCGUUUUAAAGUUGAGCGAUGUGUACGUAAUUGUAUAAUUAAUUGUUAAUUGUUUCUCAUUUGGUAGCGCUUUAAAAGAAAAUGUUUGUUGUGUCGCGCGUUUUAGCAAAUAUGCAUAGUGUUAGAUUCAAACCGAGACACACCCCCCAUAUAUACAUAUAUAAAUAGAUAUAUAUAUAUAAACAUAUGCAUAUGCUUACAUGAACGUAAAAUGUCGUUAGCAAUUCACAAAUGCUAAAUGUUCUUUGUAAAAAAAAAAAAAACUAAAAACAAAAAAAAAGUUGGUUAAAAUUUCAAGGAAAUUUCUAAAAUGCCUUCUCCCCAAAAAAUUAACUCAAAUUUCUCGAAAAAUAAUGCAGUAAGAAUCAAAUAUAUAUAUAUAUCUAUACAUAUAUAUAUAAUUGCUAAAAAUGCUUAUUGUAAAAUGCCUAAGCAAAAAACUGAUAAAUAAUAAUAAUGCAUGUAGGGCUUAUAAAAAAGUACUUGAAUUUGUAAAUUGUUUAUGCAUUAAAAUGAUAAUUGCAUAAAGAACGACAAGUAAAUCAAACAAAUAAUUUAAAAAGAAUUUCACAAUAAGCCCUUACAACAGCUUCCUAUCAAGCUUAAAAAAUGAUCUAACAUACAAUGAAAUUUAGACCUAACCUAGUACAUAACAAAUUUCAAUAGUAAAAUUAACAAGUACAUACAUAUAUCUAAUUAAUAAGUUUCAACAAUUGUCGAAAAGUAAUGCAAUCUGUUAAAUGUUGUGACAGCUGCGGAAGUCACAAUAUGUUGCUAAGGAACCAACUCGAAAUAACAAAACAUACAAAAUCGCA